AUGGCACUUUGGCAAUCUCUCAACCAGGUCCUUUGGAAUCCUGCCAGAGACGUCACAGCCCUCACUCAACCAUUGUUGGAUGAUUUCACACCCUUUCAGGCCUAUGCACACCUUACUGAACUCAGUACUGAAGAAUUCUAUCCCCCAACAUGCACCUGCCUCAAUCUCCACUGUCCCCACUUUGUUCACACCUCUGAGGCAGCAGCACUGUAUGAUCCACAGUGA
Molecule: messenger RNA, 225 nt
Organism: Dacryopinax primogenitus
Lineage: Eukaryota; Fungi; Basidiomycota; Dacrymycetes; Dacrymycetales; Dacrymycetaceae
Exons: 2
Coding region: 1-225 (74 amino acids)
Source: RefSeq, a predicted model, not a curated record